Xenia sp. Carnegie-2017 is the source of this 1829-nucleotide messenger RNA. RefSeq lists its product as uncharacterized. NCBI's taxonomy places the organism in Eukaryota, Metazoa, Cnidaria, Anthozoa, Malacalcyonacea, Xeniidae. Bases 209 to 1240 code for a protein of 343 amino acids. The record is from RefSeq and is a predicted model, not a curated record. The transcript has a single exon.
UACACUUCAGUUAGAAGUUGUGCUCACAACACUACUUUUUCAUAUUGUAACUCUAUAUCGGUGAUACUGAGUUCGGUUUUGUCUGCAUUUUCGACAUACACGUGAAGACACACACGACAUACACUAUAAAAUUAACGUUGCAUUCUUGUGACCAGCUGUUUUGGAAGUAUUGUUGAUGAGAACCGGCAAGUUUUAGUCAAAUGAUAAAAUGGUUUCUCCUGAGGCAGUGAUUCACUCCGACGGUAAUAGUUCGAGUGAAAUAGACGAUGAUGUUUCCUACCCCAAUGCAGAGCCCGUGAUCGAUCUCAAUUCCGUCGGCGAUGCCUGGUUGAUUUUAUUCAAAGUUCACUGGAUAACGUUUUCAAUAUGUUUUAGUCUUUUAGCAUUGUAUAAUGGCUAUCAGUUAUACAAGACAUUCCGCCUGAAGAGCACGACGAGGAAGAACUACAUCAGUAUUGUCCAAGUUCUUGUCAUAUUAUUCGGAUUGACCAGAACGCUGUCUUUAAGUAUUUCGCCUUACGAUAUCAUGAGCAACACACCAAAACGCGUUCCGUACAUUGUGCCUCGCUUGCUGUUUGCCCUUGGCUAUCCUUGCCUUUUUUCUGGGUUCACAUUUAUGUACAAGAUUUUUAUGUUACUCAGCAAAGUUCAGGUUAUGAAGAAAAAUCCGAUCGGAAGCAGAGUGGUCACUGUAAUUCUUGUCUUGCAUUUUCUUGCGGUGAUUUCUGUGGAAUUUCUCACAAGAUAUGUUAAAGACGUGGAAGUGCUGUUGGUUUUUUGUGCCUUUUAUUACUUCUUUGGAUGUUUGACUACCGCACUUUGUUUACUUAUCAGUGGAAGGCGUGUGCUAAAAAAAGAGAGAACAAUUCGGAAAUCGCUUCAUAAAUUUGACGACUCCAAAGCUCACCACCGCGUAUCACCAAAUGGUCUAACGGCAAGGAAAAAAAUCUUAAGAAUUACACUCUUGACGGCCGUAUUUGGUGUGCUAUCUGCUCUGUCCUAUAGUUACACCAUAGUUCUGGUGAUUAGAUCUGUCAAUGGCGAUACAUUUUUUCUAGAACCUUGGACAUGGCUCAUCGUAAACAAUUUUUUGAGGAUUUUCGAGUUCUGCUUAGCAGCAACUAUGAGUUACGCCGUUGCAUCGAGUUAUCCACGCAAUGCCCGUGCGGCAAAAGCUUUAUAUAACACAAAAAGUAGCUACGCUUCCACCAUCAGUGUUAGAGGAGAGUCUUCCUUGUGAUACAAAGACAAAUAAUACAUUUGACUUAAGCAACAUAAUGGUAAAGCAAUCAUAAAAGUAUAUAUGUGUAAAUUCUCUUAAUGAUUCAGCAUAACAGUACCUUUAUUUGUACAACAAAACAGUUCUCCCGGCUUUGGUCAGUAUAAAACCCUCUGACUUAUUUAUUUUAUGCUUCGUUAAACAGACUUUCUCUUCGACCAGAAAUUAUUUGUCAUUCUCAUCAUUAUAAUGAUGAAGGGUAUAGCUAAUAAGAUGUCAUAAUGAUUCCCCCAACCGAACAAGCUCUUAAACAAGUGCUUCUAAAAUCGAUGAUUCUAAAAGCAAAUGAGUACCAAAUUUCUUAGUUUUCCUGAGAUUUUUGUAAGCCAUGCAUCUGUUUUAGUAUGUAUUGAAUUGUUAAUUACAAAUAAGCAAAGUUUUGUAUGAUUAAUUUUGAUACGUGCGAGAACAUCAUUAAUGAUGCUUUCUAUGUAUGUUUAUAUUUGUGUCCUAUUCAGACAAACCAGAAUAUCAAACUUAUGUUACAUAAAAGGACAACGGCGUCGCGUUGUCAUGAUUUGUUAAUAAACACGACUUUUUGUCUCUUGAA